UUACACACACACCCUUCACUCAAAAUUCAAAAUUAUCAUGGCGACUCCUACACCAGCCUUGGAGUCCCCAUCUGGGGAGGGGACCACAAGUCUCCCGAGGUCGGACUGCUCUUCUGCACAGCUGUAAAAAUGGUGAGUCGAGGAGAGAGUGAGACCCACCGGCUCCGGCAGCAGAUGGAGGAGCAGCUUGACCGGCUGAUGACACAACUAGCAGAUCUUGAAGAAUGCAAGGCAGAGUUAGACCCAGAGGAGUAUGAAGAUGCCCGCAAGGACACUCUUGAGCAGCUAAAUGAGUUUCAGUCAUCACUCUCCCGCAUGACGAGUGGAGAUAUGACCCUGGUUGACUCAUUUAAUGCUAUGCAGUUGGUGAGUUCUGAUGUACAGUAUCCAGCAAAAAUUUGCUCCAGUGUAGCAGAGCAGACAUUAUCAGCCAUUCAAGCAGCCAUAUCCCAAGCCUUCAAGACACCAGAGGUCAUUCAGAUGUUUGCAAAGAAGCAACCAGAUCAGUUAAGGGAAAAGCUCUCACAAAUUGAAAGAGACCAGAAGAUUGGCAAGCUAUCCUUGGAUGUAUAUGAACAGCAGAAGGUUGAAGUGCUCAGUGCUCUACAGAAACUUGGAGAAACUUUAUCCCCUACAGAAAUGCAGUUUCUUGAAGCACAUGCAUCAACAGUCAUGAAAAAUUUUGAUGUGGUAACAGAUGAAAAAGGUUCUGACUAUAAGGUUCUAGAGAUGGCCCGGCAAGGACUUCGGUAAUUGUCUGCAUCUAGCAACUAAUCACACCCAUGAUGCCUUCACUUUGAGAGAGCUCACAUCUCAAGAAGUGCCAAUUUGUAGAACAUGAAUGUGAUUUGAAGAAAUUAUUUAUGGCCCUUAAUUUUAUCUACAUAAGAUUUCCCCCUAAAUCAAAUGUGGUAUUUUUUUUUUUUUGACUAAAAUAUUGAUGUUAUUACUAAAUAUAGGAUUAAAUUAU
Molecule: messenger RNA, 970 nt
Organism: Scylla paramamosain (green mud crab)
Lineage: Eukaryota; Metazoa; Arthropoda; Malacostraca; Decapoda; Portunidae
Product: protein LZIC-like
Exons: 6
Coding region: 130-753 (207 amino acids)
Molecular function (GO): beta-catenin binding
Source: RefSeq, a predicted model, not a curated record